This is a messenger RNA of Nelumbo nucifera (sacred lotus), 1060 nucleotides long. RefSeq names its product Ribosomal protein S10p/S20e family protein. The record is from RefSeq and is a predicted model, not a curated record. Lineage: Eukaryota; Viridiplantae; Streptophyta; Magnoliopsida; Proteales; Nelumbonaceae. Gene Ontology annotation, biological process: translation. Gene Ontology annotation, cellular component: ribosome. Gene Ontology annotation, molecular function: structural constituent of ribosome; RNA binding.
CUUCAAGUAUAGAGAUCGACACUUAUGUUGGAUAAGAUAACGUACCGUCAGUCUCUCCCAGAGUGGAGCUCUCCUCUGUGCUGUCCUCGGCGGUCGAGCAAGUGAGCGAGACAGAGAGUAGAGCGCUCAAAUGGCUAUCUCGUCAAUAUCCGCAAACCUUAGCUUUCCUUCAUUGCCCAACUCCACCAUUUCUACCAAAUCGAAAGCGGUAGCUUUUUCUUUACCUUCAAAUUUUCUGAAGCUACAAAUCCUAAAGGUUACCCGUCCUUCAAGGGUUUUCGCCGCACCAGAGGUUCUUGAGUCUGAAGAAACCCUAGAACCACCUCCAGAAAUUAUCGAUGGACCUAAUUCAGACACCAUUGAGGUUGGGCAAUCUGAGAAUCUCGAUUCUUUUCCACUCGCCAUGGGUGCCGAUGUCGAUAAGAUGGCGCCAAAGCAAAAGAUUAGAAUAAAACUAAGGUCUUACUGGGUGCCGCUGAUAGAGGACUCAUGCAAACAGAUAAUGGAUGCUGCAAGAACAACCAAUGCGAGGACCAUGGGGCCUGUGCCUCUGCCAACUAAGAAGAGAAUCUAUUGUGUUCUCAAGUCCCCUCAUGUUAACAAAGAUGCAAGGUUUCAUUUUGAGAUUCGGACCCAUCAGCGCCUCAUUGAUAUUCUCUACCCAACUGCCCAAACAAUAGAUUCUCUGAUGCAGCUUGACCUCCCAGCCGGUGUUGAUGUAGAGGUCAAACUAUGAUCAAAUGUACCAGAUGCUCAGUAAAACUCACCAUUUCUGUCUUCAGUCAACACCUUCUUACUACUAUCUUUCCUAAAAUUGUAGCUUGUACCUUUCCUGUCAAGCAACAGUUGUGGGAGAAAGAUAGAUUGCUGCAAUUUUUUUCGUGUUUCAGUCUGACCUCUCUGUAUGAACGUUUCAUGUUCAUAUCGCACUGCAACAUGAAGACAAGAACACUUAUUUCCCUUCUAGAUUUUGUUUUCAUGUCUUUAAAAUUUUAGUAUCAUCUUUCAAUUGUUAUUUCCAUUCAACAAAUUGUAUGGCAUAUAUUAUGUUAGACUCCAA